GAAACUGGCCCGGGGAAUGUCACUGGCUAGAAGCACUUUCUUCCUGUUUCACUUCAGCUAGCUAACUUCGAUUUAUUCCUUGUCAUUUUGUGAGUAUUGGAGAACAUUAGCUAACAACGUUAGCUCCACAGCUAGCGAGCUACUUGCCAGCUGGCACGCAUCUCACGACCCCGGGCUUCGUGUCGAGGUGGGGAGCACAUCUAAGAGCCGGUGUGUUUCCAGGUGUGGAGCAUGUGGACGUCCUGCUGUAACUGGUUCUGUCUGGACACUGCCAUGGUGGAGGAGAGCAACAGCAGCACGCGUCACCAGGCCUAUACUAACUCAGGCUACAACAGCUACCCGUCGCCCCCACUCCCGGAACACACGUGCAAAGCCUGCGGAAGCCGCUUCGUCACCUUAGCCAGAAAGCAUGUCUGCGUGGACUGCAAGAAGAACUACUGCGGUAGGUGUUCGGCCCAGCUUGAGCCCCGGCCGCGCCUUUGCCAUACCUGCCAGCGGUUCCACGGCACGCUUUUUGAGCGAACCGAGCUGAUGAAGCUCAAGGUGAAGGACCUGCGCGACUACCUCCACCUGCACGAGGUCUCAACGCAGAUGUGCCGUGAGAAAGAGGAACUGGUGGAGCUGGUCCUGGGACAGCAGACACAGUCACCCUCUGACCCAAUCAUAAACCCUCUGACCCAAACACAGACCCCCACCGCGACCCAGCAUGAGACAACUCCUCCUCCAGCCCCCACCACCACCCCCACACACCCCGACUCCACAUCCACCUCCACAGACCAUGUCCCUUCACAGCCGCCACCCACUCAGGAGGACAGUCAGACCCCGUCUGUGUUGGUGCCCUCGGGUCCUGAGGAGCCACUGGACACUGAGGGAGAUGCAGAGCUGCAGGGAGAGACAGAGCUACAGUCCUCAGACACAGAGGAGGUGCUGGCGCCAGGCCGCAGGGCGUCGCUGUCAGACCUGGCCACGGCGGAGGACAUCGAUGCCCUCAGCGUCCGGCAGCUCAAGGAGAUCCUGGCCCGUAACUUUGUCAACUACAAGGGCUGCUGCGAGAAGUGGGAGCUAAUGGAGAGGGUCACCCGUCUCUACCACGACCAGAAGGAGCUCCAGAAUCUGGUUUCAAAUACAAAUGACGGCACAGACCCCAGUGGUACACCUGGCCAGGAGGAGAACCUGUGUAAGAUCUGCAUGGACUCUCCUAUUGACUGUGUCCUGCUGGAGUGCGGCCACAUGGUCACCUGCACCAAGUGUGGCAAGCGGAUGAACGAGUGCCCCAUCUGCAGGCAGUAUGUGGUGCGCGCCGUUCACAUCUUUAGAUCCUGAGACCCAUGCCUUGGGAACCCCCCCCCUCCAAACACACACCUCCAGUAAUUAAACAAGGGACUUGCUACAUGUGGCCUUUACCACCCAUAUACUAUACCGGAGCCUUCUGGUUUUCUGUUGUACCUGAUACAUAAUUGCACCUACCUGGUGUCCAAGGUUUAGAUCAGUCUGUGAUUAGAGGGGAAAAAUGAAGAAAAAAAAAGCAGUGGAACUGGCUUCUAGGUCCAGAGUUGAGUUUGAGGGAACUAGUCCAACCUCCUCUCCCUCCAGAUCUCCACUGCUCUGAUGGUCCUGGAGACCCCGAGUACUGGUUCCCCCUGCUGGAGGGAUGACCAGGGGAGGUGAACCCCAUUAUCCCUUUGUUAAACCAAUAAACCACACAAACCCAA
Coregonus clupeaformis (lake whitefish) is the source of this 1712-nucleotide messenger RNA. Its product is annotated as E3 ubiquitin-protein ligase rififylin. NCBI's taxonomy places the organism in Eukaryota, Metazoa, Chordata, Actinopteri, Salmoniformes, Salmonidae. Gene Ontology annotation, cellular component: plasma membrane; cytoplasm. The record is from RefSeq and is a predicted model, not a curated record. Gene Ontology annotation, molecular function: ubiquitin protein ligase activity. Gene Ontology annotation, biological process: negative regulation of extrinsic apoptotic signaling pathway via death domain receptors; proteasome-mediated ubiquitin-dependent protein catabolic process; protein K48-linked ubiquitination. The transcript is spliced from 7 exons. The coding region runs from base 232 to 1323 and encodes 363 amino acids.